Molecule: messenger RNA, 1480 nt
Organism: Magallana angulata
Lineage: Eukaryota; Metazoa; Mollusca; Bivalvia; Ostreida; Ostreidae
Product: glutathione S-transferase Y1-like
Exons: 7
Coding region: 135-782 (215 amino acids)
Biological process (GO): glutathione metabolic process
Molecular function (GO): glutathione transferase activity
Source: RefSeq, a predicted model, not a curated record
CUCGAGAGAAGACAAAGUCGUUUUAAGUUUUAUCAGUCGGGAUCGGUGGUACUGAUUUCUGCCUUGCUAACUAACGGUAACAAGUGCAAGUCUGAUAGUUUUGCUGCGUCUACCUAGCUCGAAUAUCAAGCAUCAUGCCGGCUCUAGGGUACUGGAAAAUUAGAGGGCUAGCCCAACCAAUAAGACUACUGCUGAAUUAUGUUGGAGAAGAGUUCGAUGAUGUACAAUAUGAGCAAGGCGAUGCACCAGAAUUUAGCAGAGAUGCUUGGCUGUCUGUCAAAAAUACUCUAGGUCUAGCCUUUCCUAAUCUUCCUUAUUACAUUGAUGGUGACAUUAAAAUUACACAAAGUAACUCCAUUCUGAGGUACAUCGGGGAUAAACAUGGUCUUUUGGGCAAAACUCCAAAGGAGAAAGUGGACUGUGACAUGAUGGUAGAGAAUGCCAUGGAUUUCAGGAAUGGAGUGGUGCGACUGUGCUACAAUAAGGAUUAUGAAAAAAUCAAGGAAGAUUAUUUUGCUAAUGUGAAGGACAAGCUGAGACAAUUUGACGCGUUUCUUGGAGACAAACCUUGGUUUGCUGGGGAUAAUAUAACAAUCUGUGACUUCCCAAUGUAUGAGUUACUGGACCAGCACAAACUGAUGAAGCCUGGGAUACUAGACGAUUACCCCAACCUGGCCAAGUUUGUGGAGAGAUUUGAGAACCUCCCAAAAAUCAAGGCCUACAUGGCGUCUGAUAAAUUCAUGGCCAGACCCAUCAACAACAAAGUUGCAGGGUUCAAGUGAUUUUUCACUCACAACGACUAACCUUUGGAUGCAUAGAAUUUUCAUUUUAUGUUCUAAAAAAAAGUACUAACUGAUUAAUCAGAUGAUAUGGCGUAAUGCUAUGUAGUAUUGUAUUCAGCAAUUAGUUGUUCACUGGAAACAAUGAUGCAUUGUUGAGUGCUUGUAUUUUAGAAAUAAUGAGUACUAUUUUGAUAAAUGAGGUUGUAGAUUCUAAUAUAUAAACCCUUUCCGAAUUUACUUUUUAUAGAACCUUAUUGACUUAUAGAAAAUUUUUUAGACUUGGUUGUUGAAUGUUAACUUUUUUAAAUUGGUCUUUUACUACCGGUACACUUUUCCUUGCCACCAAAUUGUCUAGAUUCCUUUUACAAAAAUUGUGAACUUUUGGUUUAUAAAAAAUAAGUUAAUAAUGGGCUGUUAGAUAUAUAAGGACAUUGUUGUAACAAAUUUUAACUCAGUUUAAUUAUUGUUUUUUCCAUAGAUUUUGCAAUCUAGUAUUUUAUACUUUAUUUUAGUGCCAUUUUUUUUAUCGCAUGGUUGUUUUCCUUCAUUAUUUUGACACAAUAUUCUCCUCUUUGGUACGUUUUAGGAUUUUAUUUUCAGGUUUCGAUAUAGGCCAGUCAAAUUUUAUAUCCAGGCCAGUGUUGUUUAGUGCAGAUGUCCGUGAAAUUUAAUAAAUAAUCAAUAAAUUAGUUAAUUUA